UCUAGAUAAGGUUGUGCCCUUUUGCCAUUAUUCAAUAACUUUUGUAAAUUGUCAAAAACGUGCUGAUUUAAUCGGGAAUUUGGCCGAUUUUAAAAAAUGAGCUCUUAUCUAGACAAAACUGGAAAUUCGUACCUAUUCGGUCAUAGUGCCGAGCUCUGCCAGCGCCCAGCUGCCACAAUCGUACUAUCCAACUCCAAUUGCUCUUCAAUUUCCACCCGCAGCUAAAAAAUGAGUGGGCAUUACCCGGCAUCCAUACACCCGACCCGAACCCGCAUAGGUUGGAUAGGCAUCGGCGUUAUGGGCGGCGCUAUGGCCGCCCGCCUCAUCUCCGCCGGCUACUCCCUCUCCAUCUACGCCCGCAGCCCCUCCAAGGCCGCCUCCCUCCUCUCACUCGGCGCCAGCCUCGCCGCCUCCCCUGCCGACCUCGCCGCUUCCAGCGACGUCGUUUUCACCAUGAUCGGCCACCCCUCCGACGUCCAAACCCUCGUCCUCGACACUCUCCUCCCGUCGCUAGACCCCGGCACCGUAAUCGUCGACCACACCAGCAGCCACCCAGCCCUGGCGAGGCGAAUUUACCGAUCCGCCCUCGAGAGACGCUGCUAUUCCGUCGAUGCCCCCGUCUCCGGAGGCGACGUCGGCGCCAGAGACGGCAGACUUGCGAUUUUUGCCGGCGGGGACGCGGAGGUCGUUCAGUGGCUUAAACCGCUGUUUGAUAUUUUGGGGAAAGUGAACUAUAUGGGCGGAGCUGGGAAGGGACAUAGCUGUAAAAUCGCUAAUCAGAUUGGGGUCGGGGUGAAUUUGCUGGGAUUGAGCGAGGGUUUGGUGUUUGCCGGGAAAUCCGGACUGGAUAAGGAGAAGUUUCUGGAGGCUGUGGGUGGUGGGGCCGCUGGGUCCAUGGCUAUGGAAUUGUUCGGGAAGAGGAUGGUGGAGAGGGAUUUUAGGCCGGGAGGCUUUGCGGAGUAUAUAGUGAAGGAUUUGGGGAUGGCUACAGAUGUUGCAGAGGAGGAGGGGCAAGUGGGGACGGUGGUGCUGCCGGGAGCUUCACUGGCAAAGCAGUUGUUCUCGGGAAUGGUGGCGAAUGGAGAUGGGAAAUUGGGCGCACAAGGUUUGGUGACGGUGGUCGAGAGGAUCAAUGGCUUGGGGGCUGAACAUGUGUUAAAAUAACUUGGCCGUAGCCUGCCUCUGUUUGAUAGCAUAGUGAGUCUAUCAAAACGCGAUUUUCAUUGAUCCGCAUGUCUUGUUAGCACUGUCACCAACUUCGACUCGUCCGCCUGAAAGCCUGAUUGAUCAUUGUGCAAGAGCUGUCCUGCAUCUUUAUUUUAUGUCAAUAUUUUUAUAUAUUAAAUUUAUGAUGAGACCCUCGUCCUGAUUGAUCAUUGUGCAAGAGCUGUCCUGCAUUUUUAUUUUAUGUCAAUAUUUUUAUAUAUUAAAUUUAUGAUGAGACCCUCAUCGUAGACAUAAUGAUAUAGUUUGGCUUGAUUCAUGUGUAGCCUAUAUGUAAUGUGCUGUUAUUUUA
Striga asiatica is the source of this 1516-nucleotide messenger RNA. The record is from the annotation of a GenBank genome assembly. NCBI's taxonomy places the organism in Eukaryota, Viridiplantae, Streptophyta, Magnoliopsida, Lamiales, Orobanchaceae.